GCAGCGGCAAGAGAAGGAGAGAUCAUUCUUUUCGCUCAGAGAGAAGGAGACCAACAACAAAGAUCUUUGCUUUCGUAGCAGUUUCUAAUUUCGGAAAAUAGAAAAUUUGUUGUUCCGAAAAGCGGAUCGGGUUCUGGAUUCGGAUUGAGCAGUGAAUCAGCGAAACCGGGUCGGAUAUGGAGGGAGUUGGGGCCCGACUCGGGCGAUCCUCGACCCGGUACGGACCAGCGACGGUGUUUACGGGUCCGGUGAGGAAAUGGAAGAAGAAGUGGGUCCACGUCUCUCCUUCCAACAAGAAAGACUCCAGCUCCGCCACCGCCCCCGUCGCCGUUAACGGUGGUUCGGCUGCCGACGAGAGCAAUGGGUCGCAUUUGUUGCUGUACAAGUGGACUCCUUUGUCGCAGAGCAACAACGGUAACGGAAAUGGCGGUAGUAAUGGAAAGAGAGAGGGAAAUUCUCCGAGCGGUGACUCAGCGGAGGAGCCUCCGAGGCGGAAAUUUAAAUAUGUCCCGAUUGCAGUGCUAGAAGAGCAGAAGAGGGAAACUCCAGAAAAUGAGGACGAGGACAAGGUUGAUGAGGAGGAUGCUAAGCCUAGCGAUAACGACAGAGCGGACUCAGACGAGAAGCAAGGUGGUAUGGAGGAAAAACCAGACAUAAAUGAUGUUCCAGUGGAAGAUAAUCAGGAGGAUGGGAAAAUGGUAAGGCAAGAUCUGAACAAAAGCACAUUGGAUCUAAGCCUCAACUUAAAUGCACAAGAUGGAGAUUCAGAGAAUGAGCAGAGAGCGGAGGAGACGGAUCAUUAGAAGUGUGAUGAUGAGUUGGGUUCGUUCAUGCCUCUGUCUUCACUCUUUGAUGUCUUUAGGAACAAACAAACUAAAGUGAAAAGAAAGCUGUCACAGAUCCC
Molecule: messenger RNA, 904 nt
Organism: Tarenaya hassleriana
Lineage: Eukaryota; Viridiplantae; Streptophyta; Magnoliopsida; Brassicales; Cleomaceae
Product: probable elastin-binding protein EbpS
Exons: 3
Coding region: 177-803 (208 amino acids)
Source: RefSeq, a predicted model, not a curated record